CGCAGCGCUGCUGUGGUUUGGAUUACAAAACAGUGACAUGAACGUGGCACUUCAGUGUUUGAUGAGACACAGAGUCAUUUCAGACGAUGGGUGCCGUGUACGCUUUCUUUACUGCACUAAUGUUACUAAGCAUCAUUGCAUCAACCUCGCAAGCUGAGCCGAGCCGCGAAUCUCCGACUUGCACGUACCCUCAAGGCUGUGAAGAUCCCGUGAAGAUCGGACCAUGCAGAGGCUCCUUUCCACGCUUCUUCUACAACACUACAGCGCAGAUGUGUCAGUCGUAUCUUUGGGGCGGCUGCUCUGCGAAUUGCAACAACUUCGAGAAUGAGAAAAAUUGCGAAAAGAGUUGCGGGCCCUUUUAAUGGCUUUCUCUAUUACUUCAAGCAAGACGAGCGUCAGAACGCAGUUAAUCUACACAUUGCCGGCGCACGUGCUCUGCAUUGUCCAAUAUAUAUGUUCAUACGUGUUGA
Messenger RNA from Rhipicephalus microplus (southern cattle tick), 470 nucleotides. Its product is annotated as kunitz-like toxin PcKuz1. Gene Ontology annotation, molecular function: serine-type endopeptidase inhibitor activity. The record is from RefSeq and is a predicted model, not a curated record. Lineage: Eukaryota; Metazoa; Arthropoda; Arachnida; Ixodida; Ixodidae.